Molecule: messenger RNA, 2126 nt
Organism: Polypterus senegalus (gray bichir)
Lineage: Eukaryota; Metazoa; Chordata; Cladistia; Polypteriformes; Polypteridae
Product: zinc transporter 10-like
Exons: 4
Coding region: 1-1269 (422 amino acids)
Biological process (GO): detoxification of zinc ion; intracellular zinc ion homeostasis; manganese ion transport
Cellular component (GO): membrane
Molecular function (GO): zinc ion transmembrane transporter activity
Source: RefSeq, a predicted model, not a curated record
AUGGGGCGCUACGAUGGCAAGACCUGCCGCCUCAUCUUCAUGCUCGUCAUGACGGCGCUCCUCUUCCUCGCCGAGCUGGUGUCCGGCUACCUGGGCAACUCCAUCGCGCUCGUGUCCGACUCGUUCAACAUGCUGUCCGACCUCAUCUCGAUCUGCGUUGGCAUCUUCGUCCUGCGCCUCGCCAGCUUGGAGCGCUCGCCUCGCUUCACGUACGGACUGCCGCGCACCGAGGUGCUGGGCGCCCUGAGCAACACCGUCUUCCUCACGGCCCUGUGCUUCACGAUCACCGUGCAGGCGCUCACGCGACUGAUGGAGCCGCAGAAGAUCUCGGACCCGGAGCUGGUGCUGAUCGUCGGGGCGCUCGGGCUGGCCAUCAACAUCGUGGGGCUCGUCAUCUUCCGGGAGUGCUGCUUCUGCAGGUCGCCGGACGAGGGCGCCGAGGAGACCCGGCUGCGCGACGGAGAGGACAGCGAAGCAGGUGUCAUCACUGCCAGCAGCAUCCAGCUGGACAGCCAAGGCAAGAAGAAGGACGAUGGCCCUGCUGCUGCUGCCUUGAAUAUCCGAGGUGUCCUGCUCCAUGCACUGAGCGAUGCCCUUGGCUCGGUGGUGGUGUUGGUGGCUGCCACCAUCUUCUACAUAUGGCCCUUGUCACCUGAGUCUCCGUGUAACUGGGAGUGCUACGUAGAUCCCAGCCUGACCAUUAUCAUGGUCAUCAUCAUCAUGUCAUCAGCCAUUCCUCUCCUCAAAGAGACGGCUGGCAUUCUGCUGCAGAUGGUGCCCAAUGGAGUUGACAGCAAGAGGAUUGAUGAGGCUCUCCAGCAGGUGCCCGGCGUGCAGGGUGUUCAUGAGCUGCACAUGUGGGAGCUGGCAGCAGGGCACAAUGUUGCCACAGUCCACGUGAAGAGUGCCACCCUGGCGGCUUUUCAGUACGCUGAGCACCAGAUUCGAGAGAUCUUCCACCAAGAGGGGAUUCACUCCACGACCAUCCAGCUCGAGCUGACCCACCAGGACAAGCCCAACGGGGUCGCCCUUCUCUGCUCGGCUGCCUGCCUGUCCCAGGAGUGCCAGAGCCAGAUGUGCUGCCACACGGCCCCCAGUGCCUUGGGAUGUGACGUCAGGGGCUACGUGGAGAUCGGCAGUGACCCUCCCGAGGACUUCAUGAAUGGGAGUGUGGUGAGCCCACCGGACGAGGUGAACGUGAUGAUCCUGCCAGAGUGCGGCGACCAGGCCCCUGAGAACACAGAUGUCCUGAGGAGUACUCACCUGUAGGGGGUGCUGUGUGGAAAGGACCCAGAGACCCCAGAGAGGCAAAUGAAGGAGAUGACAAGCCACCAGAGCAGGGGUGACGAUAACGGAAUGUUUGAAGUUCAGGAGACCACACCACCAUGAUACCCUUAACAAAGGGGUGAGACCUGAAGCACUCAAGUCAGCCCUCUUGACCCAAUGUGACCCACACUGUCACCAGCUGUGCCAGUAUCCCCCAUGCCACCCUUGGCCUAUCUACCCUAUGUACUGCCCCCUAUGCCCAGUGGCUCACUCUGCGCAUAUGCUGCUGUCUUUUUGAUACCCAGCCCACCCUGGCCCCACUGCCACAUCCUCUACACUGCCACCCUGUCACAGACCCUUGGCCAGGCAGAAAGCACCCAAUGGCCAGCAGCAGAUGAGUGGACCAAAGGACAGCUGUGACUCCUGGGGGUGGGGCAGGACACUUCAGUGGUCCCUCAGAUGGACAGGUGACCUCUGUGUUUGUGUGACACGUGUCUUAUAUAGCGUCUUUCAUAUUGUAUGAGAUGUCAUAGAGAGACGGCCAUCAAGGCCUAUCAGAAGUGACCUUAGGCUGACCAGUGGCCGACAGCUCAGGACCGUAAUGACGAGGACGGCGGGCACGUCACCUUUUAUGCACUUUUUUCAUUUCCUGUUGCUGUUCACCCCAAAGCCAGCGGGCACCUCCACUGGCACACGAUGACUGUCAUUCAGACAAUGGAAACACCACAAGGAGGAGAAGAAGGGACAAGGCCACAAUGCCAUGGUAAUGCCAGGUGGUCCGCUGAGCAAAAUUGAUGAGGAACAGUGAAAGUUUGAUUUAGUUUGAAGUGAAGUCUCAUUAAAGUUGACGAUCAAAUUGA